This is a messenger RNA of Penicillium salamii, 1257 nucleotides long. The record is from the annotation of a GenBank genome assembly. Lineage: Eukaryota; Fungi; Ascomycota; Eurotiomycetes; Eurotiales; Aspergillaceae.
AUGGCCACUUCAACUAAAAUUGUCUUGACACCCUCCCAUGGCGGUGUUUUCAGUCAACCCGGGCUUAGCUGGGCAUCGGCUCGCAAAGUGAGCGAGGUGCUCCAGCAUGAUAUGGAGAAUCACCAUAUAUACCUCAACGACAUUGAGUUUCAUGAUCAUAUCGUACAUUUCAUGCUCACGAUAUGGGCUCUGGGAGCCUCCCCCGAAACCAUUCAGCUGCAGUAUGAACGGGAAGACAAGCGCCAGAGACCCGCAUAUCCUCGUGAUGAGAGUUUGAUUCAAUCUUUGUCCGACAAGAAAGUCUUCAUGAAAUACAUGUAUCACGAGGAGCAGUACUCGAACUAUCUUGCUUUCUUCCAGCGCGAGAUUACGCAGAAGGGCGUCCCGGCUAUCAUGAAGGAGUAUCUUUUCGGUGGCGAUGAGCUGGCCGAGUCGCUUCUCUCGCGAAUGUUUGCAGGUCUUGUUCACCCCAUCAUUCACCUUGGUUUCGGAAUUGAGUUCCAACAGCCUGCCAUCGUUGCGCAGGCUUUUGCGCAAGCCUCAGUACAUAAGGACUACCUCGCCGAAAGUUUCUACAACCCCGCUGCUGUCAACUCCUCCACCUCUUGCCAGGGCAAUAAGAGUUUAAUGGAAAUAAUGGGGGAAAUGCGUGCGGAUCGAAAGAUUCGCGACUCAUCCUCCCACGGUGACACAGAUGUUUUCACCGAAGGAAUUUUGCAGAGAGCUGGCGCAGAGGUUGUUCGAUAUUGCAGUCAGUGGACUGUACCUGAAGACCAAAUACACAAGAAACUGGUGGAAAUGAUAAACACAGCGAUCUAUUGGACUUCGACCGCUCAAAACCCUAACAAGGAAUUGAAACUCGACUUCUUCUUUAUCCAUGCGACCAAUCUCUCGAUCUUUUUCCAAACCUUCAUGGAUCUGCCAUACUUGAGUGCUUCUGAAAAGUCGCGUUUUCUGGAGAUGAAGGGCCGCAUGGAUCUACUGAUUUGGGCAUCCCGAAAGAUGCCUGAGCCACAACCUAACGACAUAAGCAAGUAUCCGAUUCGUCUUGGCUGGCCUGAAGUCUUUUCCAAAAGCUACCUUCAUCCUUCAGAUGAUGGCCAUCUGGCGAAAUUUGUUCGCACCGUCGCCUUCGCCCAAGAACUUUGCCGCUCCUAUGAAGAGACGUCGAAUAUUGUGCUUCCUGUCACCGGGGAUAUGUGGCUCAAGAUUGGCAACCUAGGUAAGACCAAUUCUAAGCAUUUCCGAAUUCGUUAG